AGAGAGAGAGAGAGAGCGUCAUCUGAAAGAAAGAAGAUUUGCAUCAGUGAUAAAUUUGCUUAAUUUACCGCUAAAAUCAAACCCUGUAUCUCAUUUUCUCUUUGUAUUUUCCGCACUCUCAAGAGCAGACAGAGAGACAGACAGACAGACGCACGCUUGUCGCCAAACGGAAGAAUGGGGCAGCCUUCGGUGCCGCCUCCUCUCUUGGGCCCGCCACCACUUCCGUCACAGCCGACCCAGACUCCUCCACCCCCACCCCCACCCGGAACCGUAGGAGGAGGAUGUCAAGUGCGCUGCGCUGGUUGCCGCACGAUUUUAACCGUAGGACCUGGAUUGACGGAAUUCGUUUGCCCUACCUGCCAAUUGCCUCAGAUGCUUCCCCCCGAGCUUAUGCGUACACCUCCUCCUCACCGAACCGUUCCAGCCCACGGCAUCGAUCCGACCAAAAUUCAACUCCCUUGUGCUCACUGCAAGGCCAUACUCAAUGUUCCUCAUGGUCUCUCUCGCUUUUCGUGCCCUCAGUGCGGAGUCGACCUAGCCGUCGAUAUCUCCAAGUUCAAGCAAUUCUUGUCUCCACCUCCUCCUCAUCCUCUUCUUCGACCACCUCCCGAGGAAGUCAACGAGGUUGCCAUUGAGGUGGAAAGAGAAGAAGAUGAAGGUGGUAUGGCUGGGGAAACAUUUACAGAUUAUCGUCCUCCCAAAUUAUCAAUUGGCCCUCCUCAUCCAGAUCCUAUUGUGGAAACAGCUUCAUUAUCUGCAGUGCAGCCCCCUGAACCCACAUAUGUUCUCAAAAUCACUGAUGAUAUACUGAAAUCCAAAGUAUUAUCUUGCUUGCAGAUAGAGACAUUGGUUUAUGCUUCUCAGAGACAUCUUCAACAUCUUCAAAGUGGUUCUAGGGCUGGAUUUUUUAUUGGCGAUGGUGCUGGUGUUGGAAAAGGGCGCACUGUUGCAGGAUUAAUAUGGGAAAAUUGGCAUCAUGGAAGGAGAAAAGCAUUGUGGAUUUCUGUUGGCUCUGAUUUGAAGUUUGACGCUAGAAGAGAUUUGGACGACAUUGGUGCAACAUGCAUUGAAGUGCAUGCUUUAAACAAGCUCCCCUAUUCUAAGCUUGAUUCAAAGUCUGUUGGAAUUAAAGAGGGAGUUGUUUUCUUGACGUAUAGCAGCCUUAUAGCCUCUUCAGAAAAAGGUCGAUCUCGCUUGCAACAGCUUGUGCAGUGGUAUGGACCAGAAUACGACGGUCUUAUCAUUUUUGACGAGUGUCACAAAGCCAAAAAUUUGGUUCCUGAAACAGGGUCGCAACCAACAAGAACAGGUGAAGCUGUGCUUGAGAUUCAGGCUAAACUUUCUGAGGCUCGUGUAGUUUAUUGUUCUGCAACGGGUGCUUCUGAACCUCGCAACAUGGCUUACAUGAUUCGGCUUGGUCUUUGGGGAACUGGAACAUCCUUCCCCAAUUUCCGGGAGUUUUUAGGUGCUAUGGAAAAAGGUGGGGUUGGAGCUCUAGAACUUGUUGCUAUGGACAUGAAAGCUAGGGGAAUGUAUGUUUGUCGAAUGCUUAGUUACAAAGGAGCAGAGUUUGAAGUUGUGGAAGUUCCAUUAGAGGCUAGAAUGAUGGAAAUGUAUAAAAAAGCUGCUGAAUUUUGGGCGGAGUUACGAGUAGAAUUGCUUGCUGCUAACACUUUGCUUGCAAAUGACAAGCCUAACUCCAGUCAGCUGUGGAGAUUAUACUGGGCAAACCAUCAGCGAUUCUUCGGACAUAUGUGCAUGUCUGCUAAGGUGCCUGCUGUUGUAAGACUUUCCAAACAAGCGUUGAUGGAGAACAAAUGUGUGGUUAUUGGCCUUCAGAGUACAGGAGAGGCACGGACAGAGGAAGUUGUGACAAAAUAUGGUUCUGAACUUGAUGAUUUUGUUUCUGGGCCUAGGGAGCUAUUGCUGAAGUUUGUGGAGGAAAACUACCCUCUUCCUGAGAAGCCUGAAAAGCCUGAAACACUUCCAGGAGAGGAAAGUGCGGAGGAGCUCCAACGAAAGAGGCACUUAGCCACACCAGAUGUUUCAUUCAAAGGCAGAGUGAGGAAAGCUGCCAAAUGGAAGGCUGCUAGUGACGGUGAAAGUGAAGAAGACUCUUAUGCUGAUUCUGGAAAUGAAUCCACUGAAUCUGAUGAUGAGUUUCAGAUUUGUCAUCUUUGCAAAUCAGAAGGGGAAAGAAAGAAGUUGCUUCAGUGUUCGUAUUGCAGACAUGUUAUGCAUCCUUCAUGUUUAGAUCCACCUGUUGUUGAUGAAGUACCUGGGGACUGGUGCUGCUCUUCAUGCAAGGAAAAAACAGAUGAUUAUCUCCAAGCAAGAGAGGCAUAUGUAGCUGAACUACAGAAGAGGUAUGAUGGAGCUGUACAGCGCAAGUCAAAAAUUCUUGAGAUUGUCCGGUCUUUGGAUCUUCCAAAUAAUCCUUUGGAUGACAUAAUUGAUCAGCUUGGAGGCCCUAAUAAGGUUGCAGAAGUGACUGGAAGGAGAGGCAUGCUUGUUAGGGUUUCUGGUGGAAAAGGUGUCACAUAUCAGGCACGUAAUACAAAGGAUGUUACAAUGGAAAUGGUAAAUAUGCAUGAGAAGCAGCUUUUCAUGGAUGAUAAGAAGCUUGUUGCUAUCAUUUCUGAAGCCGGUUCUGCUGGUGUAUCUUUGCAGGCAGACAGGAGAGCAUUGAAUAAGAGAAGAAGAGUUCAUAUAACCCUUGAACUCCCUUGGAGUGCUGAUCGAGCAAUACAACAAUUUGGCAGAACUCAUCGGUCAAAUCAGGCUUCUGCACCUGAGUAUAGACUUCUCUUUACUAAUCUUGGAGGUGAACGUCGAUUUGCGUCAAUUGUAGCUAAGAGAUUGGAGACCCUUGGUGCUUUAACUCAGGGAGAUCGUAGGGCUGGACCAACAUUAAGUGCUUUCAAUUAUGACAGCACUUAUGGUAAGAGGGCUCUUAUGGUGAUGUACAGAGGAAUUAUGGAGCAGGAUUCAUUGCCUGUUCUACCUCCUGGAUGUUCAUCCGAAAAGCCAGAGACAAUUGAAGAUUUUAUCACCAAGGGCAAGGCAGCUCUUGUUUCAGUUGGAAUAGUUAGAGAUACAGUAGUUGGUAAUGGCAAGGAUUCUGGAAAGAUUUCUGGUCGUAUAGUUGAUUCAGAUAUGCAUGAUGUUGGACGUUUCCUAAAUAGGAUACUGGGAUUGCCACCAGAUAUCCAAAACAGGCUGUUCGAGUUAUUUGUCAGCAUUCUUGAUCUUCUUAUUCAGAAUGCACGCAAAGAAGGACAAUUUGACUCUGGCAUUGUAGAUUUGAAAGCUAGUCUCAUUGAAUUGCGAGGAAAUCCAAAGACUGUUCAUGUUGAUGAUAUGUCUGGCGCGUCGACUAUACUGUUCACUUUCACAUUAGACCGCGGGAUCACAUGGGAGUUCGCGUCCUCCAUGCUUGAGGAGAAGCAAAAAGAUGGACUUGGCUCUGUCGAUGAUGGUUUUUACGAGUCUAGGAGGGAAUGGCUUGGAAGGCGACACUUUCUCUUAGCAUUUGAAGGGUCCAAUGUUGGUUUUUAUAAGAUAUUACGUCCAACUGUUGGGGAGGCAGUAAGGGAAAUGCCUCUGGCUGAGCUUAAAAACAAGUACAGGAAAAUUUCAUCAUUGGAGAAAGCUUGUAAUGGGUGGGAAGAUGAGUAUGAGAUCUCAUCUAAGCAGUGCAUGCAUGGACCCAACUGUAAGGUUGGGAAUUUUUGCACAGUUGGAAAAAGGCUCCAGGAAGUAAAUGUUUUGGGUGGUCUUAUUCUUCCUGUUUGGGGAACUAUAGAGAAGGCCAUUGCAAAGCAGGCUCGACAAAGCCACAAACGAAUCCGUGUUGUGCGCUUGGAGACUACGACUAACAGUCAGCGGAUUGUGGGGCUGCUAAUACCAAACUCUGCAGUUGAAUCAGUUCUUCAAGAUUUAGCUUGGGUUCAAGACCUUGAUGAUUGAGAAGAGACGAUGUCCUUCUUAGAGACAAUGACAAUUUUUUAUCCACCAAAUUAACCUAUAUGUGAAAAUACUGGCUUGUCUGGGCUUUAUUAUAAUAUUGGCCAUUGUUGUGUAACAAAAUAUUUAUUUCUACCUGCUUUUUUAGCAGCUUAGGCAUAUUGGUUUUCAGUUUUUGUGUCUUUCUUUGUAACAAUUAAUUAGAAGCAAAUCAUCAUCACAUUUGACACACAUAUAUAUUAUAUAUAUAGCCUAUAGGUUGUCUUGA
Molecule: messenger RNA, 4234 nt
Organism: Impatiens glandulifera
Lineage: Eukaryota; Viridiplantae; Streptophyta; Magnoliopsida; Ericales; Balsaminaceae
Product: protein FORGETTER 1
Exons: 32
Coding region: 175-3969 (1264 amino acids)
Biological process (GO): regulation of DNA-templated transcription
Cellular component (GO): nucleus
Molecular function (GO): chromatin DNA binding; histone binding
Source: RefSeq, a predicted model, not a curated record